This is a messenger RNA of Plectropomus leopardus (leopard coralgrouper), 3374 nucleotides long. RefSeq names its product endoplasmic reticulum to nucleus signaling 2 (gene ern2). Gene Ontology annotation, molecular function: RNA endonuclease activity; ATP binding; protein serine/threonine kinase activity. Gene Ontology annotation, biological process: IRE1-mediated unfolded protein response; mRNA processing; protein phosphorylation. Gene Ontology annotation, cellular component: IRE1-TRAF2-ASK1 complex. NCBI's taxonomy places the organism in Eukaryota, Metazoa, Chordata, Actinopteri, Perciformes, Serranidae. The record is from RefSeq and is a predicted model, not a curated record.
GGUUCCGUCCCAACACGGAAAUAUGGAAAAGUGACAAGAACGGCUGCGUUGCUGUUAUUAUUAUGGAUUUAAAGCUGUACUGUUAGCUUAGCUUUCACCGUGUUUGUUGACUACCGACGGUAAACGGCCCGGCUAACUUUCUGACAGAUGGACGCCCGCGCUGGAAAUGGGGAGAGAGUUCGACCUCUGUUGUUAGUUCAAUAGCUUCAGUCCUCCGUUUGUUCAGAUCCAUGAAACAAAGUGCUCUGGGGGUCAUGGGGACUCUGGGACGCCUGCUGCUGUCUCUCCUCCUGCUGUCCUGUGAGGACAAAGUGUUUCAGGUUGGAGGCGUUAGAUCGGUCACCCUCCCAGAAUCCCUCCUGUUCGUCUCUACACUGGACGGUAGUCUGCAUGCCGUCUCUAAGCAGUCAGGAGACAUCAAGUGGACCCUAAGAGAAGACCCCAUUAUUCAAGUACCAGUCUACCUCACAGAACCUGGUUUUCUCCCUGACCCCAACGAUGGCAGUUUGUAUAUACUGGAGGGCAAACACAAAGAAGGCCUGAUGAAAUUGCCCUUCACCAUCCCAGAGUUGGUCCAGUCGGCUCCCUGUAGGAGCUCUGAUGGUGUACUCUAUACAGGUAAAAAGCAGGAUGUAUGGUUUGUGGUUGAUCCUGAGACAGGCGAGAAGCAAACCAGUUUAACCACCUCGUCCUCUGAAUCCAUCUGCCCAAACACUCCUCUUCUGUACAUUGGACGCACAGAAUACAUGGUUACCAUGUUUGACACUAAGACACAGGAGCUGCGUUGGAACGCUACGUACAAUGAUUAUUCUGCUCCACCUUAUGAUGACAAACAAGACUACAAGAUGGCCCAUCUUGUGUCCAGUGGAGAUGGUCUUGUUGUGACAGUUGACAGAGAGACAGGUGACGUCUUGUGGAGUCAGAACUAUGGUUCGCCAGUUGUAGGGGUUUACCUUUACUCUGGCGACUCUCUAAGACACGCCCCCCAUCUGUCCCUCGCCAUGGAAACGUUACGUUUCCUCACCUUCUCCUCUGCCAACGACCAGGCAGAUGCACACGCUACACUGAAGUGGAGCUAUCAGUUUGUGAAGGAGCAAGCCAGCGCACAAACACAACUCGUACCCACUCUCUAUGUAGGAAAAUUAGACACCCAUCUUUACGCCUCCACUUCGCUUGUCCACCAUGGAGUCUCGUUAGUGCCUCGAGGACUGACGUUGGCUCGAAUCGAGGGUCCAGUGACGGCCGGAGUGACGGUCAGAGAACAAGGCGAGUAUGAGAUCACACCGUCCACUGAUGUGCGCUACCCACCAGGGAGCACAAACAGCCGGAAGAACCACUGGCUUCUAAUAGGUCAUCACGAGCUUCCUCCAGUAGCUCACACCACCAUGCUGAGGGAUUAUCCAGCCGGCCUGCAGCGUUCUGGUGAGGCAGUCAUCCCCCCUCGACCUUCUGCUGCCUCUGCCUCCCCCGCCUCCUACUACCAUCAGCGCUACUUCCAGACAGUUGCUGGUAGCCAUAGCGACGCUAACACUAAUAAAGGAGGGGUUGAUGGGAGGACAACAGGACAGGCUCAGAGGCCGUCCGCUGUGCUGCCUGUCUAUAUGACUCAGGACCGUCUCACUCUGGCUGUUCUGACACUGCUGCUGGGAGGGUGGCUGGCCUUCGCACUCACAUACCCUGUUCGUGCAGCUCAUCAGCUGAAAGCUCAAAGGCAGCUGGAGGAGGCUUUUGAGUCUCGUCUCCAGCGCAUGCAGACAAACAUGCAGACCGUGACCCCGGUCUCUUCGGACACGACCCUCUCCACUGACACAAACCUCUCCAGUGACUCUCCGCCUGCAUCUGCUGACCCUCCACCCAGUCCUCACACUCACAGCAGCAGCACGACCUCCGAUGUCGAUAAAAAUAGCACCUCUGUCCACAAACCCACAGCAGAAGGAAACAGUGAGGAGGUGCAGGUGGGUAAAAUCUCCUUCACUUCAUCUGAGGUGCUCGGACACGGCACGGCAGGAACUUUUGUCUUCAGGGGUAAUUUUGAUGGACGCCAAGUCGCGGUGAAGCGAAUACUGCCCGAGUGUUUUGAGGUAGCAGAACGUGAAGUGCAGCUCCUCCGUGAGUCUGACACACACCCAAACGUCAUCCGAUAUUUCUGCACAGAGAGAGACCGCCUCUUUACUUACAUCGCCAUCGAGCUGUGCACCGCAACCCUGCAACAGUAUGUGGAGGAUCCGUCUUGUUUUCCUGAGCUGAAUCCAAUUACUCUGCUGGGACAGACCAUGUGUGGCCUCUCACACCUCCACUCACUCAACAUAGUCCAUCGUGACCUGAAGCCUAGAAACAUCCUCCUCUCUGGUCCCAGUGCGCUGGGUCGAGUCCGAGCUCUCAUCUCUGACUUUGGACUCUGUAAGAAGAUCCAAGAUGGUCGGAGCAGCUUCUCUUUGCGGUCAGGAAUACCAGGAACUGAAGGGUGGAUAGCUCCUGAAGUGCUGCGGGAUACUCCUGGCAACAAACCGACAGCAGCGGUGGACGUGUUCUCCGCAGGCUGUGUGUUCUACUAUGUGGUCAGCCGGGGGCAGCACCCUUUUGGUGAUACAUUAAGACGACAGGUCAACAUCCUGUCAGGAGAAUAUUCACUCUCGCAUUUUAUGGAAGAUAUACAUGAUGACGUCAUAGCACAGGAUCUGAUUGAGCAGAUGAUCAGUGCUGAGCCUGAGUCCCGGCCCUCCACAGCCUGUGUGCUCAAACAUCCGUUUUUCUGGAGCCCCGAGAAGCAGCUUCUCUUUUUCCAGGAUGUGAGUGACCGCAUAGAGAAGGAGCCGGCAGACAGUCCGAUUGUGGUCAAACUGGAGACUGCAGGAAGAGGAGUGGUCAGAACCAACUGGAGGAUGCAUAUAUCUGUGCCUCUGCAGACUGAUUUGAGGCGGUUCAGGACGUAUAAAGGAAACUCAGUCAGAGAUCUGCUGAGAGCCAUGAGGAAUAAGAAGCAUCACUACCACGAGUUGCCAAAGGAGGUGCAGGAGACUCUCGGAGAGCUUCCCGAAGGCUUUGUCAGCUACUUCACCUCACGGUUUCCACGGUUACUGAUGCACACACACGCUGCUCUGAGCCUCUGCUCUGAUGAAAGACUGUUUCACCCCUACUAUCUGUCCCCCAACGCCAAAUAGCAUUCACAUAACUCUACACUUGACACUCCCUAUACACACAGACACACGGUGAAGAACUUUUUAGUGAGCAACAGAAAUCGCUGACAGUGCCCCCUUAUUGCUUUUGUAAAGCCCAUACUGUUUUUUGGGGUAAGAUACAGUGCUGUGAAAAAGUUUUUUAUAUGCCUUGAGUUAUUUUAUUGAUUUGUUUUAUUUUUCUGCAGCUGCCGAUCA